GGGCGAGCUGGGAGGCGAGGGAGGCGGCGAUGGAGGCAUGCACGCCUCCCAGCAUCGUAACGAAUGCAUCAGGUCAACCCACGCUGACAUAAAGAUGCAUUCGAAUGCGUUGUGUGCGGUGUAUAUGCAGGUGCGAGGAGGCUGCCUGGCGCCAUCAACACCAGUGAAGCCGUCGACCCGCCGUCCGCGCGCUCCAUCCCAACCCCCAGGCCGCCACAAGAGGAAAUCCCGAUCGCAGAGGUGAGGAGGAAUGUGCCAUAGCCACAGGAUGCCUGCAGGAGGAGUUGGGACGCAUCAUGCAUGCCACAUUGGAUGUGUGGAUUGGCUGCAUUGCAGCCGAUACAGACGGGAUGGCUAUGGAAGAGGAACGUUCGGAGCGGUCGGUGGAAGCGGCGUUGGGUCAUACUCACUGCUGCCGACAUCAUGACCUUCGCCGACCAGGUAGGUCGGGCAUCUCAUCUCAUCUCCACACUCCCACCCAACACACGCACAUGAGUGUGCAUGUUGUGUCGCUGGUAUGUAUCUUCCGUCCCUCCCUGGCUUUGCUUGCUUUGUGUUGCACAGAAUCUGAUAGCACAGACCCGCUCCCUCUCUCUCAAGCCCACCACACAGACGGUAGCGAUCGAAUCGUCGGACCACCAUCAGCAGCUCCUGCCGUCGGAGGUUUUGGGUAGCUAUGUGGCGGCAGGAGGUGGUGGUGAUGAUGAAGGCGAUGGUGGGCUGCCUCGCUGCGAGUUUGUGGUUCAGACGGAUGAUCGCAGUCUGCACCUGGCGGCUGAGAACGAGGAGGAACGGGACUACUGGACCAUCGCCAUUAGCAACGCCGGUCGGUCAGUCGUCACGAUGAUCCACAUGGAUGGAUUGAUGCUAAUGUGUGUUGUCUGUCUGUGUGCUGCGUGUCAGUUGGGAGGAAGUGGAUGGAGGAUAUGCCGCCGACAGGGGCAGCCAAGGAGGGAGGGGAGGGGGAGGGGGGGGCAGAGGAAGAGGGAGAGGGAGAGGGAGAGGCACCAGAGGACCUCCCAACCUCACUGCCCCCCGCACCACCACAACACGGCCAACACGAUCAGCACGACCACUGUUGCCAUCCUCAUCCCCCGUCGCUCACCUGCCCCCCGUCAGCACGACACACACACAAAGACACAGCCGACCCCCAGCAGCAUCAGCAGCACAUGGACGCCCUCCUCUCCCCGCGCACCGGCACCGGCAUCGGCAUCGGCAUCGGCAUCGGCAUCGGCAUGUCCUUCACGCAGCGCCAUGAGGGCCCCCACCCUUACCCUCACCCUCACUCAUUCUCCCCCGCGGAAAGCCCGCAGAGGCCGCCGAAGCCGCACCUCCUGCACCAAAAAAACAACUAUAACACGCCCCACUUCGCAGUGCGGCUGGCGGGCGAUGAAGAAGCUGGUGGAGAGGGUGGGGAUGGUGGCGAGGGGGUGCGUGAGGGAGGGCUUGUUGAUGGGAAGGAGGUCGAUUCGGAGGACUCGUUGCUCAACGACGUUGCCGACCAUGAGAUCGACUCGGCGCUCGUCAUGGCUGCCGAAAGGAGGGGCGAGAGGGAGAGAGACCGGGCGGACAGGUUAGUGAGCAACGGGCAUACACAGGGGGGGCGCCCCCCAUGCGAUGCGUCCAUCCCAUUCCUAUGUGGCAUUAAUGUGUGAGUGUGUGCAGGGAGCGUGAGAGAGCCGAGAGGGCCGAGAGCCGUCUGGCCGAGAUAGAGGAGACCCGCCUGCACAACGAACGGACCGUAGAGACCAUGGCUGGCGAAAUGCGUGUGUUGGCCGAACAAGUGGAUCUCCUGCAGAAGGUGCCCUGUCCACCCCUCCCUCACACACACACACACACACAGACAUGGUUAUGGCAUUGCUUUCAGACGGUUGACGAGCUUGACGCCGUGCGUAGCGAGAGCGUUCGGCGUGAAGAGGCCCUCACGGCUCUGCAGGGGGAGCUGGCGCGGGUCACCGAGGAGAAGGAAAACGUCGAGAGUGCUCUUAGAGGUGAGGGAUGAGAUUGGGUGUGUUGGAUUAUCCAUCCAUCCAUCCAUUUGUUUGUUGUCAGAGCUGGAGGCGUCUUACCGCCAUGAGGUGUCUGGCCGCACCAGGGCCGCGGAGGAGCAACACAACGCACAAAUAGAGCAGCUGGAAGCAUCGCUCCAACAGGUACACACACCACACCCGCCCGUAGUAUCCGAAGUCUGUGUGUCUGUCUGUCUGUCUGUCUGUGUCCAGGAGCGUGAUCGCGUCACAGCUCUGGAAACCGAACGCCACGAGCUGAUCCAGCAACUCGCCAACGACAAGCAAGAGGUACCCCCGCACCCCUCUCUGUGUGUGCGCCAUGUGUCCCAUCUGCCUGUGCAAUGGUGCGAUGCAGUCGGCCUCUCAGCUGUCCUCCCUGCGGGCCUCCCACGCGUCGAUGCUCGCAUCCUUGGAAGAGGCCAAGCAGCUGGCGGCCGUGAGGGAGCGGGAGUGCGAGGAGCUGCGUGGGCAGCUCGAUGAGCUGCAGGAGAGCGCCGAGGCCUACAGGCUCAGACUCGAUGACGUGCAGCCCUUCACACAGCAGGUAGGUAUAAAUGUCAUGUGGUUGGCCAGUCGGUCGGUCGCUAUGGUGUGUGUUGGGGGUGUGGUGUGGUGUGUGGAUGGAUGAAUGCUGUUGGUGUGUGAGUGUGUGUGUGUGUGUGCAGUUGUGUGAAGAGAAGACAUUGCUCGAGCAAGAGCUGCAGGAGGCGCGCGAGCGGUGCCAGCAGCUCGACAGAGAAGCGGACGCCAUCAACGAAAAGGCAAGCCAGCCAGCCAACCACACCCAACACCGCACCCACCCCGUCUGUAUGUGUCUGUGUCUGUCUACCAUAUCUGUCAGAGGGAGGCUGCCGAGCUGCGCUACGAGGAGCUUGCGCGCGAGGCCCGUGAGCGGGAGGAGCAGAGCGGCCUGGAGGUGCAUGAGCUGCAGCAGGCCAUGCAGCAGAUGCAGGAGGAACGGGUCUGCUUAUCAGAGGCCCUUCUCAGACAUCAAAUGCAGGACCGCAUUGCCGGGGUGAGCCGAGCAGCUCGCGUGGCAUGUGUGGCUCGUUGAUGCAUCCGUGUGUGUGCGUGUGUGUGGCCAGGGCGCAUUGAUGCGUGGAGGGCUAGGGAGUGGGGGAGGGUUGUUGGGGGCUCAGGUCUGGCCGACUCCCUCUCCCUCUCUCCCGCAGCAGCUGCAACCAUCCGCCCCGCCGAUAACAGACCAGCUCAUCGACCUGCACGAACGGACGUAGCCAACACACACAACACCGACACACAGCUGUGUGCACACAUACGUGACGUGAAUCGGGUGUGUGGUGUGUUCUCUGGGCACUUUCUCUCUGUCUGCCAGGCUGCUGGCGGCACUGCAGGCCGCCCUACAGGAGACCGAGCAGAUGCGCACUGCCCGCCGCGGUGCAUCGGACCGCCACAGCCCCCCACCGCCCCCAUAUGACGCUCUCUCGCCAUCGAAGGAGAGCCACGCCGUCACCGCCCCAGCACCACAAGCACCACCUGAAGGCCAUCAAGAGCUCAGCGGGGUGGCCUCUCCGGUUAGGGCCCCCUGUGCCGUGGGUGGUGCUUUGGGUGGCUUGGUCAAGUCACUGACGCCCUCCUCGUUCGCGGAUGGCGAGACCCAGAGCGACAUACACGUCUUCCCAUCUUCUCGGCUGAUGGUGCCCGUGGUGCCCAUGCCCCCCACCGCCGUGACCGCCACAACCAACAGCACCAGCACACAGACGGAGAAGGAAGACGCAGCAGAGAAGGAGAGGUGUGUGCCCAGGAGUGUCAAUCCGGAGCCUGAUCGUCGCCCUCCUGCUGCUGGUGUUGCGGCUGGUGUUGUGGCUGGGGCGGCGCCAUCGACCACCGUGCUGACGCAGGUGCCCUCUGGGAGUGAGGAGAUGGAGAUGUCUCUCAGCCCGCAUGACAAUGACGCCUCCACCGGCACAUUCACGCCUCCACCCUCACACCAACACCAGCACCAACAGCAACAGCAGCAAUCGGAUAACACCAAGACGCAGCAAGAGCCACAGAGACAGCCGCAGCCAGCACUGGAGCAGCAGCGGGCGAAUGAGAAGCCAGAAGAGCCGGAGGGUGUGGGUGUGGGUGUGGGUGUGGAGGGGGCGGUGGUGGAUUUCCGCACGCCAGACCGACGUCGCUCGCCGACACACACGGCGACGUUCGGGCAGCCGUCGCCCAUCAAGGGAGGGGGCGAGGAGAGCCCUGCUGGUGCUGGCGGGCUGAUCGCUCUACUCCCACCUCUGAAUAACAAUGGCGUCAUGCCACGUCAGGUAAGGAGAGAAACAUAACAUGGGCGAAAGGACAACAGCCGCUUCCUUAUCUUCGUGUCGUGUGGAGCAGGACCGUCCCUGUGGUCAUAGUCGUGGUGGCGAGGAGGCCUCCCCUUCCCAGCUGUCGGUCCUCACAGCUGAUGCCGACAUCGACCGCUACGCAAAGGACCCCACCGCUCCCCACCAGCCCCCACACCACCACCCAGAGAAGCGGCCACAUGUCACGGCAGCCGUCACCCUCGACCCCUUCGGCGAUGACAACUUCGUCAUGCCCACGGGCCUCAAGAGACACACCAACACCAUGCCCUCUGCCAACAAGCGGCUGUUGGAUGGAGAGGGAGGGGGAGAGGGAGAGGGCAGCCCACCCCCUCCCCCUCCCCCGCCCCCAUCGGAGGCAGGCCUCGGCUCCCCCCGUCCAAGUCCCACAGACAGCCUGGCGAGGACGGCCAGGGGUGUGAUUCCCCAGAAGAUUCCGCAGUAUCAUCACACGUACGGCGGCAGCAGCAGGUUCGGAAGGGGCCGUGGUGGUGGUGGUGUGGCGGAGCUGCCCAAGUCGCCGCAGGAGCUGAUGCGCCAUAGGCGGUGGGCGGGACAGGCCCAUACACAUGGGGUCGGAGUGGGGGCGGGGCUGGGGGUGCCCGGCCAUCCGCACCACCCACACACGCAGCAGCAGCAGCAUAGCUACUAUGGCAUGGCGAGUAGAAGGGGGGGAGGAGGUGAGCAGCAGAGGCGGGGGAUGGGCGUGGGUGUGGGUGUGGUGAGCGAUGACGAGAGGGAGCAGGAGGAUCUCGUGCAGACCGUACAGGUGCGCUGGAGAAGACAUCAUCUUUGUAAUUAAUGCACACACAUUGCAUUCAAUCAGGGUCUGAACGCCAUGUGGCGGUCGGUGCUCGAGUCCCACGCCAAGAAGGGCCAGCAGCACCACUUGCUCAACCCUAUCACGCGCACAUCGCCCCCAAGACGCCACACUGCCACAUCAGGUCAGCCCACCAAUGAGCGUCACACAACACAACACAACACAACACAAAACAAGGAGACCGUCCCCUCCUCUCCUUGUGUGUGCGUGCAGGUGCCGGACGUGUGCACUCGCCAUGGCGGUCAAGCUGUUAUCGGUCCGUUCCAGCGCCCAUGUCGCCCUCUGUUAUGCGCGGCGGCGGCGGUGGGAGUGGGGGUGCGGGCCCGGGAGGGGAAAGACUGUAGGACGGACGACUGCAUACCUGUCUAUGUGUAUGCGCGUGGCGUGGACGUUUGUAAAGGCGUGCUCGUGCGUGUGUGCGUGUGUGGGGA
This is a messenger RNA of Vitrella brassicaformis, 5566 nucleotides long. NCBI's taxonomy places the organism in Eukaryota, Vitrellaceae. The record is from the annotation of a GenBank genome assembly.